Messenger RNA from Macrosiphum euphorbiae (potato aphid), 2259 nucleotides. The record is from the annotation of a GenBank genome assembly. NCBI's taxonomy places the organism in Eukaryota, Metazoa, Arthropoda, Insecta, Hemiptera, Aphididae.
AUGUACGCCAAUCCUGAAACACUGAAGGAUUUGUGCAUUGACUAUGUCUGCGACAACAUUGAACAAUUUUAUAUGGCAGAGCAAUAUAUAAGUGAAACUGACCUGCAGCCUUCUGAACCUAAGUAUAUGUUCUUAGACAGCAAUGUAUACUUGCCAAUGGAGGUGUCAGAGAUCUUGUUGACAAAACUUAGUGUACGGAAUAAACUUAAUGAUGAAACACUAUCACUAUUCAGUCAUAAAAAUGUCUAUUUGAGGAAUGUCAUACUACCAAAAACAAAAAAUUUGACUACCAAAGGACUAAGAACAUUAAGAAAGCAUAAAAUAAAAAAACUAAAAGUUUAUGGUUUGGACUGUCCAGUAAAUGAACUCGUUGGUUUAUUAGGUGAAUGGACGACACAGAAUUUAGAAUCACUGUGUGUCUCCAAUAGUUCAUUCAUUAGUGAUUCUUAUGACAUGAAAUUUUGUGUAGCUGUCUCAUUAUCAAAAUUAAAAAACCUACGUUCACUUGAUGUAAGUAAUACUGAGUUUAGUACCAACAAUUUAAUUGCUGUGGUUGAAGAUUUGCCUCAUUUGGAGUCAUUAGAUAUUUCUAAUACAAAAGUUGACACGCUUUCACCCUUGGUAAAGAAGAAAAACCAAUUAAAAAAAUUAAGCGUGUACAAUUUAAAGGAAGCUACAAUGCAUUUGAUUGCCUUUAGUCCACUCAAAUGUAUGACAUCGUUAACACAUUUGGAUUUAUCAUCUGAAAAAUAUUCUCAUCCGUUUGAGAAUUUUAGCUGUGAUACACCUUGGUCACAAUUCUUGACUGAUCCUGAUUGGUUACCCAAUUUGGUUUCAUUGGAUAUAUCUGGAAGUGAUAAUGUUGGUCCAAGAAUCAUGCAAGAUUUUUUGACUACUCAUAAAAAGUUAAGAUUUUUAGGCUUAAUGCAUAUGGAUGAUUGUGGUUUGGCCAUGUUUACAGUUCCCACUCAUCCAUUAUAUAAUCGAGACUUAGUAGUUACCGGUGUUGUGACAGAGGAGCAAUUAUUAACUGGCUUGAAACGUUACAAAAAACGUCCAACAUAUAUUCAAAAAUGUCUUUAUCACUUAUUUAAAUGGACUGAAAAGUAUAACUACCCAAAAGUUGACAUUAUCCAAUUAAUUUUAAAUGUGAUGAACUGUCUUUCUGACAGUUUCCCAGUACAAAUGGCAGCAACUGCUUGCCUUUAUAAUUUAACCAAGAGUGAUCUAGCUUUAAAUAUACAUCCUAGUGUUUUGGCUAAAGUAGUGGAAGCAACAUUAGAUGCCAUGGAACGUUUUCCCAAUCAUAACCAGUUACAAAAAAAUACGCUGUUGACAUUAUGUAGUGAUCGUAUACUACAGGAUGUAAAAAUGGAUAAGUUCAGAUGUGCAAAAUUAGUCUUGGAUUCCUUACAUUUUUUUAAUGAUAACGUCAUGAACCGCAUGAGUGUUGCAAUCUGCAGUAUAUUAGCUGCAAAAAUUUCUACAUCUGAAACAUCUCAAUUAGGAUCUAACCCAAGGUAUAUGGCUAAAUUGUUAUCAAUAGUAUUUGAAAAACUGUCUUCUCGAAUGAUUGAUGUGACUAUGAAGUUCACACUAAGCGCACUUUGGAACCUGACUGAUGAAUCCCCUACAACAUGUAAAGUUUUCAUUGAUGAAGGAGGGUUAGCAUUAUAUAUGAAUAUAUUAAAUACGUUUAUUGGUGAUAGUACUGUAGAAACUAAAGUACUCGGCUUACUAAAUAAUAUCGCUGAAGUACCACAUUUGAGAAAUAUGCUAUUUAGCAAUGAUAUGAUUCCCACUCUAAGACGUUUGUUGCGGUCUGUACAAAUUGAUGUAAGCUAUUUUGCAGCUGGAAUAAUUGCUCAUUUAGGAUGUGAACCUAGUUGGGAAACGUACAUUGUGAAUAAUAAAGCUGAAGUGUUAGAAGAACUACGAUAUACUGUAAAGCACUGGGUGCCACCUGAGGGAGAAAUGGUUGCAUAUAGAUCUUUCCAGCCUUUUAUUGGGCUACUGAAAUCAAUCAAUACACCACAGGUUCAGCUUUGGGCUGCAUGGGCCAUACUUCAUGUUUGUACUAAAAAUGGAAAAAAAUAUUGUGCAAUGCUCAAUGAAGAAAAUGGUGUUGACAUUCUUCAAACAAUUACUUUGAAUAAGUCAGUCGAUCGUGAAGUGUGUGAACUAUGCUAUAAUAUAUUAGACUUGCUGUAUAAAUUUAGGAAAGUUUCUAACCCAGUACAACCAACUGUAUCAGUUUAG